Molecule: messenger RNA, 237 nt
Organism: Phytophthora nicotianae INRA-310
Lineage: Eukaryota; Oomycota; Peronosporomycetes; Peronosporales; Peronosporaceae
Exons: 1
Coding region: 1-237 (78 amino acids)
Biological process (GO): deoxyribonucleotide biosynthetic process
Cellular component (GO): ribonucleoside-diphosphate reductase complex
Molecular function (GO): ATP binding; ribonucleoside-diphosphate reductase activity, thioredoxin disulfide as acceptor
Source: RefSeq, a predicted model, not a curated record
AUGGGCGAUGACAACGAAGUCAAGUUUGACUACGCCAAACUAAACGAGGUUGUCCAGUCGGUUACUAUCAACAUGAACAAGGUGACUGUUAAUCAUCUAUACAUUUUGGAGCAAGCUCGUGCGUCGGACAUGAAAAAUCGUCCCAUUGGCAUUGGUGUCCAAGGUUUAUCCGAAGUGUUUGCGAUGAUGAAGGUCUCCUUUGACAAUUGGCAAUUGAAACAAUCUACUAUGGUGUAA